AUGGCUCUCGAUCGUGUUGUCAGCUUAAUCCUGCGCGUAGCAGAGCUGGUCUUUGCAGCCAUCGUCGCUGGUGUCAACGGUGAAUAUCUUCACAAUGCCCGUGGCGCAAGCUCAUGGCAACUCGGACGCUUCAUUUACACCGAGGUCGUUGCCGCGCUGGGCAUACUGUUUUCCUUACUGCUCCUGAUUCCCUUCUCGAGCACAUUUGUGCACUGGCCUCUGGACAUCUUCAUGUCCAUCAACUGGUGGAUUGUCUUUGGCCUUCUUGUUGAUCUUGUUGGAACCUCAUGUGGCCGUGUCUUUGACUGGGACAAUGUUCACCCAGUGCAUGGAGACCAAUGUGGAAAGACAAAGGCUGUCAUCGCCUUCAGCUUUCUUUCAGCUCUUCUGUGGCUUGUGUCUGCCAUUGUCGGCUUCUUCUGGGUUAGAAAGCGAGAGCGCACUGCACGAAGAGCUGAGGAAGCCCACCACAACCGCCGUCGAGGUCCUUGGUUCCGCAGCAGAGUUUAA
Messenger RNA from Fusarium coffeatum, 510 nucleotides. RefSeq lists its product as uncharacterized. The record is from RefSeq and is a predicted model, not a curated record. The transcript has 2 exons. NCBI's taxonomy places the organism in Eukaryota, Fungi, Ascomycota, Sordariomycetes, Hypocreales, Nectriaceae. Bases 1 to 510 code for a protein of 169 amino acids. Gene Ontology annotation, cellular component: membrane.